AUGAGCGCUGAUUUGCCUUUCUUUGAAAAAUAUUCAAUUGCCCCUAGUCCAAGUCGAGAUUACUAUGGAAUAAAGGUGUUCGCCAAUCAAGUUACUUUGUAUCAGUGGAAAAUAUCUCAUGGACCACACUUAUCUCCAAUAGUGCGCGUUAUCAAAUUUUCCGAGUUGAGCAAAGAAAAAACAGCGAAGGAGCUAAUCGAGCAUGUGUUUGGCGCCAAUGUACUGAGAUAUCUAGAACUAGCUGCAUCGAGCGGACCCAGCACUCUGUUGACCCUUCCCAAAGAAAUCCUCGAAAAAUUAGUAACGUAUUUGAAUUACAAAGAUAUCAGUGAACUACUGCGUACGUCGACUGUUAGUUCGCAGGUAUUCGACAGAGAUCCUAUUUGGGAAAUACUGUACAAACAAUCGAAAGCUUCGUCCGACUUUUCCGAGAUGGACAAAGCAGUGGCUGCAAACAGGGGAUUCAAGAAGCUCGUGCAAGAUCAUCAGGUCAGAUCUACAGCGAAGAAGAGCAUCAAAUUCAUAGACGGCAGCGCGAAACGUCAUCAAACUACGACAAGCAAAAAUGAUCGAGUCAGACGCUCGGCCAGUGUUACUAUAACCGAGGCACAAACGCAAAGGCAAGAGCACGUGACACCUGUGGCGAGAACACGACAGACCACGAGCAGCAAUCCGAGGAAAGGCCAACAACCAUUGAAACCGCUCGCGAAAACCGGCAGCCAAGUGCAAGGGCAAACAUUGAGUUUGUCAAGGUCUGGAAAGAGCAUGUCCGAUGAGAAGUCGUCGAUCUUCGCCAAUUGUGAAAAGUUCGCUGACAAAAAUAUUGCUAUACAAGCUUGUCGGGGUUUCAAGUCCAUCAAGGAGACGCCCACCAACAAGCCAAACACUCACACGAAGGCCAUGAGUAAGUACAAGUUCGUCAAUGAAGAUCGAGAGAAAACAGAAUUAUUAUUACCCAAGGCAUUUUUCAAAUCGGCAAUUGUUCAAUCUGACUUGGACGACAACGAGGUCCCGGACGAGCUACCGAAAAGUAAAAGCAUGAUGAUCGAGAGUCCGAAAAGUAGCUUCUGUAAGCGCUCCAGUCACGCAUUUGGCGAUAGCAAGGUUAAAGCGCAAGCUCCACUCGGUCCAGUCGGCAAAGGCAAAAAGGCGUCGGAAUCGGCGCGCAAAGGCCACAAAAGCCUGAGCAAUGCCUGGAAAAGUGCGAGGAAUGACGAUAGAAGCGACGACUCGGACGAGAGUGGAAUGUCGUUUUUGAUGAAAAGAUACCUGGAGGCAAGCAACGAGGUGGCGAGAAAACUUUCCGAAUGUCAGCGCCUGGCGAAUGCUACGAAAAGCUCAAGCGUACAAGCGGACAUGAGCGACAUAGGCGAUCGUAAGCCUCUCAAAAAGCUGCACAAGUACGCGCCGCCUUGCAUCGACAAGCCAGCGGCCCGCAAAAAGCUCCGAUAAGCAUGCACGCUGCGCCAUCUAAAUCUUUCGUACAAGCACUUGUUCGCUUUCUAUUUGUUGACAACUUUCAUACAAAAUUCUACGAGUUCACGAAAUACAACGAUCAAACAAAUGCAUUGCAAAGACUUUUUGUAAGCUUAGCCACGA
This is a messenger RNA of Phymastichus coffea, 1599 nucleotides long. RefSeq lists its product as uncharacterized. Bases 1 to 1452 code for a protein of 483 amino acids. The transcript has 4 exons. NCBI's taxonomy places the organism in Eukaryota, Metazoa, Arthropoda, Insecta, Hymenoptera, Eulophidae. Gene Ontology annotation, molecular function: protein binding. The record is from RefSeq and is a predicted model, not a curated record.